ACGUCACCACUUCCUGCUCGCGCAGGUAUCUCGGUAUCGGACACACCUGAAGCUCCGGAUCUGCCGCAGUUUUACUUGGAAUCAACGACACAUUUCCACCGAAACUCUGGUUUAAACGACGCUUUUAUAUCUGGGGUUGAGGAAUUACACCGUGUUCGGAGGAGGCGAACUCUUAUAGUGCUGUUAAAUAGAUUUGUUUUGAAUCAUUUAUAAAGGGAUUUGACUGGAGGUUUUCUUCUUUUGGAGGAUGACUCCGGCUCGGCUCUGGUUCUUCUGGACCGCGGUGGUUCUGCACAUCUUUCUCCACGUGUCUCCAUCAGAGGCUCAGGAUGAAGGGAAACCCUGUAUGGAAAGAUUCAGUAAUGGCAAAGAGGAUUUCGUGUUGAACACGGAUGAAUCUGUGAAGGAAGGCGCCACAUUCCUGAGCUCUCCUCAGGUGACUCGGACUGAAGACUGUGUUCGGGCUUGCUGUAAUGAUCCGAACUGCAAUCUGGCUCUGAUGGAGCACGGACGAGACCCCAAAAGCAUCACCUCGUGCUUCAUCUUCAACUGUCUGUACAAACAGACGAAAGUCUGUCGCUUCGUGAGGAAGAAGGGCUUCAGCAACUACCUUCUGAAGUCUGUCUUUAAAGAUUACCUCGAGCAAAAGGUUUCAGACGUGGAGGACAAACCUCCGGUUGCAGUUUGCGGGCAGGACCGAGUCGUUCAACCGCAAGAAGAUGUGACGUUGAACGGCAUUGAGAGCAAAGACGAUAAAGAGAUCGUGAAGUAUGAGUGGGUGCAGGUGUCUGGAGACCUGUCGGCUGUUAUGAAGAAAGGGCCUUUUAAGGAUGCCGUGACCGUCUCCAAUCUUUCUCCCGGGAUGUAUAAGUUCAGACUCACGGUCACAGAUGACGCAGGACAGACGGGCUCGACCGAGGUCUCGGUUUUGGUCCUGACGCCAGAACAGUCACUCCAUCACUGUCUGGUGCCGAAGAAGGAGGGUCCGUGUCGAGGCUCGUUUCCACGCUGGCACUACAAUGCCGCCACUGAGAAAUGUGAGGAGUUCAAGUUCGGAGGCUGCAAACCCAACCGCAAUAACUACCUGGCGCUCAACGAAUGCGAGAACGCUUGUGACAAAGUUUCAGUUUCUUCUCCUCACCCAUCUGGAAGAUUAGGUCCGAUCCAUAAUGAUGAGCAGUGUGAGGUGCCGUGUGGUCCAGAACACUUCCCCUGUUCUAGUGGAUGUUGCAUCGGAAAAGAUUUCGAAUGUGACGGAGAGCGACAGUGCAGCGACGGUUCGGACGAGGCCGAAUGCGACAAACUGAACGAUAAGUUCAGUCGAUUGCUGAAAAUUCCUGUGGACACAUCCAAAGCUCAUUGCGUGGAGCCGCCGGUAACGGGAAGCUGUCGCGACAGCGCCACCCACUGGUACUACAAUCCGUAUAAACUGAGCUGUAAUCGCUUUAACUACGGCGGGUGUGAUGGGAAUAUGAACCGCUUUAAGACGCAGGACGAGUGCAUGAGUUUGUGCAGUUCAGUGUCUGAGUCUGACGUGUUUGCCGCACGUGGACAGUUUGAGAAGCAUGAAGGCGAGAGCAAUACAGCUGCCAUUGCGUUCGCAGUCGUCCUGGGCUUCGCCAUCGCUAUCCUGCUGGUUGUUAUUGCAUGUUGCCUCGUGAAGGGACGGAAGAAGCGUCAAAACAAACAUCAGCAAGUGGCUGUUAACGGCGGACACGUUCACGCUUACGUGGACUCCUCGGAGAAACACGUCUACAACAGCACAACCAAACCCGUCUGAACUGUGACGUGACGCAUGAAUUUGUAUAUGCAUUAUUAUUUUAUUUCUUUGGAUUAAGCUGUUUGUUUUUUUGAGUAGAAAUGCUGGUAAGGGUGUUCGGUUUGUUUGCAUUUGGUUUGAAAACACUUUUAUUACCAGCGACUUUUCAGAAUAAUAUGAAAUUGAUUUACUUGUCUUAUUUCUUACUUGUCUUUUGCUAUAUAUAAUAGCUUGUUGGAUUUCACUCAGGGGUGAUUAUGUUGCAAUAGCAAAUACUAAAGCUAGUUUUUAAAAUCCAAACCAUGAUCGCACAAAAGAUAUCGACAUUCUUGAGCCAUUUACUUUUUAGUUUGCAAUACGAUUAGUACAAUUAGUUUUUUUUUUUUUUCGUGCGUCUCACAGAAAUGCUGCCUCUCGACGGUUUAUAAACACCGAAUUGCUAUUUAGAAAUUCGUUACAUAUUUUAGUAUGUUUGAGAUCCAAGAUAUGGCUCUUUAUUUGUUUUUUUGUAUCCAUGAGCCACAUUUGUUUUUCUUUUAGUGUUCUUUUUUUAUUGUUUAUUUUUUUAAUAAGCUGAAAUGACCAUUAUAAAAUACAUUACCCCACAAUCCAAAUUUGUACAUAGGUUUUUUAAUGCUUUAUCUAUAGUGAUGUCUACACUGCUAAUCUCAAAAAGUCUCAAUAAAACUAUGUACAGAC
Molecule: messenger RNA, 2458 nt
Organism: Rhinichthys klamathensis goyatoka
Lineage: Eukaryota; Metazoa; Chordata; Actinopteri; Cypriniformes; Leuciscidae
Gene: spint1a
Product: serine peptidase inhibitor, Kunitz type 1 a
Exons: 11
Coding region: 248-1780 (510 amino acids)
Molecular function (GO): protein binding; serine-type endopeptidase inhibitor activity
Source: RefSeq, a predicted model, not a curated record